Molecule: messenger RNA, 1187 nt
Organism: Chrysemys picta bellii (western painted turtle)
Lineage: Eukaryota; Metazoa; Chordata; Testudines; Emydidae
Source: RefSeq, a predicted model, not a curated record
CAGAUGAGUCCGCACCAGCCUCAGGAGGGCCCCCCAGGCCAGCCCCACACAGCAGCCAGUCACAGCCAGGCGCGCGCUCGGAUCCCGGGUCCUCUGCCUCCUGCCCUGGAAUAGGCGAUCUGGCACGUCAGCAGCCGAAGAAGCCCACUCGGUCGAAGAGUUGGAAAUCCAUGGGAAACAGAGGCCUUGCGGCCAUUGUCCCCCUGGUGCAGGGCAUCCUGUCGGCCUUCGCCUCGGGCCUGAGGCUGGCGAAGCUGCUGGAGCUCAUGAGGAACCAGCACGGGGUCGCCGUGGAGACGCUGUGCCAGGCUGCGAGCACUGCGGACGUCCUGGGGCUGCUGGCCCAGGUGCCUGGGCUGCGGGUGCGCACCCCCGAGAGAGGCCCCCAGUGCCUUAUCCAGCUCGAGAGAGCAUUGGCAGAUGAAUCCGCACCAGCCCCAGGGGGCCCACCCAGUCCAGCCCCAUGCAGCAGCCAGUCACAGCCAGUCCUGUGCUCGGAUCCCAGGUCCUCUGCUUCCUACCACCCCGGAGGAGGGGACCUGGCGCGCCAGCGGCCGAAGAAGCCUGCUCGGUCAAAGAGACGGAAAUCCAUGGGAGACAGAGGUGUGGCUGCCACCCUCGCCCCCUUUCUGGGGCAUGUCCUGCACCCCUUCCCCCUGGGCCUGGGGCUGCCCAAGCUGCUGAAGGCCAUGCGGCGGGACCAUGACCUGGACCUGGUGGCGCUGAGCCGGGAAGCAGGGUAUGAAGACGUCCUGGGGCUGCUGGGGCAGGUGCCCGGGAUCUGGCUACACAAGUCAUCGAGAGGCAGCCCAUACACCGUGCACCUCCACGCAGUGUUGGCAGAUGAAUCCGCACCAGCCCCAGGGAGCCCCCCCAGUCCAGCCCCAUGCAACAGCCAGUCACAGCCAGCCCCGCGCUCGGAUCCCGGGUCCUCUGCCUCCUGCCGCCCUGGAGGAGGGGACCUGGCGCGCCAGCAGCCGAAGAAGCCUGCUCGGUCGAAGAAACGGAAAUCCAUGGGAGACAGAGGUGUGGCUGCCACCCUCGCCCCCUUUCUGGGGAAUACCCUGCGCCCCUUCCCCCUGGGCCUGGGGCUGCCCAAGCUGCUGGAGGCCGUGCGGCGGGACCACGACCUGGACCUGGUGGCGCUGAGCCGGGAAGCAGGCCCCGUGGACCCCAACUCCUGCUGA